AGAUGGCUGACCCUUGGCGAGAGUGCAUGGAUUAUGCGGUAACCCUGGCAAGACAAGCUGGAGAGGUAAUUUGUGACGCUCUGAAAAAUGAAGUGAAUGUCAUGAUUAAAAGUUCUCCUGCAGAUUUGGUAACAGCGACUGACCAAAAAGUGGAAAAAAUGCUUCUCUCAGCCAUAAAAGAGAAGUAUCCAUCUCACAGUUUCAUUGGUGAGGAGUCUGUGGCAGCUGGAGAGAAGAGUGUCUUAACUGACAACCCCACGUGGAUCAUUGACCCUAUUGAUGGAACGACUAACUUUGUACAUAGAUUUCCUUUUGUAGCUGUUUCUAUUGGCUUUGUUGUAAAUAAAAAGAUGGAAUUUGGAGUUGUUUACAGUUGUGUGGAAGAUAAAAUGUAUACUGCCAGGAAAGGAAAAGGGGCUUUUUGUAACGGUCAGCGGCUACAGGUUUCAAAGCAAGAAGAUAUUACUAAAUCACUUUUGGUGACAGAGUUUGGCUCUUCGCGAACACCGGAAAACAUAAGAGCUGUCCUCUCCAACAUGGAAAAGCUCCUUUGUAUUCCAAUUCACGGGAUACGAGGUGUUGGAACAGCAGCUGUUAAUAUGUGCCUUGUGGCUACUGGAGGCGCCGAUGCAUAUUAUGAAAUGGGAAUUCACUGCUGGGAUAUGGCAGGAGCUGGCAUUAUUGUUACAGAAGCUGGUGGUGUGCUGAUGGAUGUAACAGGUGGACCAUUUGACUUGAUGUCACGAAGAAUAAUUGCUGCAAGUAGUAGAACAUUAGCUGAAAGGAUAGCCAAAGAAAUUCAGAUAAUACCUUUUCAAAGAGAUGAUGAAGAUUAAUUA
Messenger RNA from Elephantulus edwardii (Cape elephant shrew), 839 nucleotides. RefSeq names its product inositol(myo)-1(or 4)-monophosphatase 1 (gene IMPA1). The record is from RefSeq and is a predicted model, not a curated record. The transcript is spliced from 8 exons. NCBI's taxonomy places the organism in Eukaryota, Metazoa, Chordata, Mammalia, Macroscelidea, Macroscelididae. Gene Ontology annotation, molecular function: inositol monophosphate 1-phosphatase activity. Bases 3 to 836 code for a protein of 277 amino acids. Gene Ontology annotation, biological process: inositol metabolic process; signal transduction; phosphatidylinositol phosphate biosynthetic process.